CACCACCACCUUCGCCUCUCACCUGCUCUGCGUCGUGCACGCGCCGCCGACCAUCACGCUUCCACGAAGCGCUGGCUACCAUAAUGUACGGCCCGCCGCCGCGCACGGCUCCAGGAGCAGCUCCCGCCGCAGCCUCUUCGACCGCUGCCGGAGCACCGAACGCCAGUGCAGCCGCCAUGAACACGCAGGGCACCGCCAGCGGCAGCCCGGGCGCCGCACACGGAGCGGGCUAUCCUGCGCAUCCGCACGCUGCCCGCUCGCCCGGUGCGAUGGGCGCCAACCCCAGCGAGGCGCACUUCCGGGCGCGCACCGCUGGAAGAGACGAGGGCGACCCGGCGCUGCACCGCGGGUCUGCGCGGAGGGACGCUAGCCAACAGUUCGCUUCGCCCUCGUCGCCUGCUCGCCCUCGGACUCCGCCUGCGCAGUACCGCCCUUCGAUGCCUUGGGAUGCGCCGCCUCAGGCUCCCCUCUCUGCGCCCGCAACAGCGCCACGUCUGCCUCCGUCUCAGAGCGCCGCGAGCGGGGGCGGCCCGUCGCACUGGGACGGCAAUGCCGGCGCCUCGGGCAAGCCCGCCUGGGCGCCGCAGCACGGCCGCUUGCCUAGCUGGUCCUCGCGGGGCGGGCACUCGUCGCCGCCUCCGCUGCACCACGUGCCGCGCUCCUACGGCGGGCACGAGGCUGCGCAAAGCGAGCGCGCCGACCACGCAGCUUGGGACGCUGCGACACAAGCCGGCGCGGGACCGGCCGGGCGCAUGGGGUCGCGACGACGCAGCGAGUCUCCGGCUGCCAGCGGGGCGCCCCACCUGCGCGACGCAGCGACCGUGCCGCAGCGUGGCGAUCCGAUGAGCAUGAGCUCGAUCCUGGGCCCCUCCAGCGGCGGCAGUGAGCGACGGGCCGAGCGAGAGCGAGAGCGCGACCGUGAGAGCCGCGCAGCCGAGUCCGAGGGUCGGCGUCGAUACGAGGACAGCGGCGCAGCAGCUGCACACUCUUCGGCCGCGUCCGGCUCGUCAGCCGCCGGGACCAAGGACCAGAUGGCCUCUCAGGCGCAUCACCUCGUGUCUGGAAAGACUCCUCCAGUGUCGCAGCAAGCGCCGCCCAGCGAGGCUGCUGCCAAUCUGGCGCGUCGCAAGUGGAGCGGGCCGCUGGCGGAAGAGGCCGCCCAGCACGCUGCAGCCUGGCGAGCGCAAGAGAUGGGUCGCUUCGGCGGCGGGCACGCGCGCACGCAUUCGGGCGACUCUCGGAUCCCAUCCUUUGGCAGUCCGUCGUUUGGCGGAGGUGCUCCGCUGCCCGGCGUCCCUGGACCUGGCGCAGCCGGCAGAUUCCCUGCGGGGCGCAAGACGCCCGGCACCGGCAACAGCCGAGCUCCGAGCCCUGCACUCGACCGGCAGCACUCCGCUUCCGCGGCGUCGAUGUCAUCUCAGAAGCGGAAGCGCGACGAGCCGUACGACACGUCCGCUCCUCGCCCCGACGGGCCCGGUCACUACAGUGCAGACGACGCUGCGGCCAUGUAUGGCGGUGCAUCCGCGGCGCAGCGUCUUGAUCCUCGCAGCGGAGCAGCGCCUCCGGCGCACCUCGGGCGCUCUGCAAACUCGGUCUUGUCGGCGUCAGCGGCAGCAACGCAUGGGGCACAGUCUGGCGGACCGUAUCACGGCGAUCGCGCGGCCCCGCAGGCCGGCGGCGCGCGAGCUCAUCUCUUCGAUCGCCGUGCUCAGGAGGGAGAGCAGUACCUCGACUCCUCUUCCGCAUCGCUCGGGCCAGCUGCACUUCAGCCGCCGCCCGCCAUGGGCAAGCCGCACGCGGGCCAGCAGUCAUCCGCCGGCAGCGACAUUUCGCAGGGCUCGCGCGCGGGUGCCAGCUCACUCCCUGCGCCGCCAGCGGCAGCCUUGGCAGGAUCCAAGCGCAGUGGUGCGUCGUCGCGCCAGAAGAAGGCCGGCUCGAGCGUCCCUGCUGCCACCGGGACGCUCGGCCAUGCCGGGAGCAGCAACAGCAACGCAGGCAACAAGCGUCUGAAGGCUGAGCAGGAAGGUGGCUUGGCCCAACAGGCGCACUUGCCGCAUGCUCAGGCUCAAGGAAUGCAGCAGGCGACGCAGGCGCACAUGUUCUCGCCAUCCCACGCGCAGCAACACGCGGCGCACACGGCGUCGCAAGCGCCUCCGCAGCAGCAUCAACAGCCCGCACAGCAACACCAUCAGCAGCAGCAGCAGCAGCAGCAGUACGCUUUGGCGGCGCAAGCACAGGCGCACAUGCAGGCGCAGGCACAGGCCCAGGCGGCCUACGUCCGGGCUGCAGCUGCGAGCGCCCCAGGCAAGUCGUACGACAGCGCCGAGUUCGUCUCGGCCAGUGCAUCAGCACGCACGCCGAUUCUGGGCCCUGCACCCGGACUCGCGCCGCCUUCUGUCGCUGUUCGCCAGCCUGACGCACAGGACAAGAGCGUGCCUGCGCGGGACUUUGACGCCGGACCGCGCGUCGACUCGGAGGCAGUUUGGGAGUACCUCGAGCGCUGCGAAACGACCUCGCGCGCGCCUGGCGGAGCCGACGCGCCCGCCCUCAAGCAUGGCGCGCUCCAGGACGUGCUCCUCGAGGUCGGAAAGGAGGCAAGGGCUGCGUCAGGCGACGCGAGCACUGGCGGAGAUCUGGGCGCCACACCUCGCCCGGCUCGCCACCUGGGCAGCUGGCGGUACGACGCCAGCAUCGACCCGCUCCUGCCCGGCGAGAUUCUGACGGAGAACAUCGGCGCCACGCUCGAGGUCCGCAUCAGCGGCGAAUGGCUCGGGCCCGGGCCGGCUGCCUCGGAGCUGGCGGGCGCGGCUUCGGAGCGACUCCGACUGCGAGGCGAGGAUGCGCUCGAUGCCCGCGGCAGCGAGGGUCCGAGUCCCGCUCUCGCCGGCAAGGGCCGCUGGAGUCUUGGCUGGAGAGGUCUCGAGCACGCGCGCAUGGUCGCCGCUGAUCGCCCUCGCGGCGCGCGCACCAAGCUGCCGUCCGCCGCUGCGACGUCGCCAAGCAGCUCCCUGUCGGAGGAGGAGGCCACCGCAGCAGUCAAGGCGUUCUGGACCCAGGCAGCGCUGGUGCGGCGCAAGCUCUGGGGCACAGACGUCUACACGGACGACUCCGACGUCGUCGCGAUGUGCGCCCACGCCGGCUGGAUCGAGGGCCCGCCCGUCGACGACGUGCCGGGCUGGGUGCCGCCGGGGCGCGCGCUCUGGACGUGGAAGCAGAUGCACGAGGCGUCCGAGCGGUCCAGCCCGUCAAGGCCAGCGCUGCCGGCUUCGGCCUCAUCGCAGGCCGAGCGCGACACGCGCGCCACCAGCGCCCCCGCCAGCCGUGCGGCUCCACUGCACGGUGCGGGGCGGGAGCGCACCUGCGACCUGUCCGUCACGCUGCGGGUCGCGCCGCGCCUCAUCGCGUACAAGGGCAGCCAGCGCGCCGGCGUCAAGAGCCGCAGCUGGGGCAACACGCACGACGGCGUGAGCCUCGUGGUCGAGAGCGUCGAGCUCAAGCCUCCCGGCUACGCCGCCGACGACCACGGACUGCGAGGCGCGAAGCGCCGCAUCGAGCAUCUCGCGCAGCUCUCCGCGGCACGGACGUAUGAGACGCAGGAUGCCGCGACCGGCACCGAGCUCUCUGGCGCCGCCCUCAGACGCAUGCCGCUGGCCGCGGCACGCGACCAGAGCGUGCGCCGCUUCUGGGACGCGCUGCCGCAGCGCAUCGGCACGCAGUCGUAGCGCGGUGUAAUGCUAUCGAAUUGCGGCAGAUCGCUGACGGUGAGCAGAUGCUGCCGGCCGUGCCCGCACGCUGCCGACUAGGCGCCCGCCUGCAGUGCCUGCGGCUGCAGCUCGCGCUUGAUCUCGUCGACGCGCGCCUGCCACUGCUCGACGUCCUUGAGGUUGGCCUCGAGCUCGCGGAUCUCGUCCUCGAACGAGAGCGCCUCCGAGCCGUCGCCGCCGAGCUCCUCGAGCUGCCACGUGUUCUGCUCGCCGCCGAGAUGCAGCAGGUGCGUGUGGUAGCGCAUGAGCGAGGGCCGGUGGGAGAUGGUGAUGAGAGCUGAGGGAGAGGCGUGUCAGCUGGGGCGC
Molecule: messenger RNA, 4070 nt
Organism: Tilletiopsis washingtonensis
Lineage: Eukaryota; Fungi; Basidiomycota; Exobasidiomycetes; Entylomatales
Product: Rxt3-domain-containing protein
Exons: 4
Coding region: 84-3722 (1212 amino acids)
Source: RefSeq, a predicted model, not a curated record